Molecule: messenger RNA, 4946 nt
Organism: Anguilla anguilla (European eel)
Lineage: Eukaryota; Metazoa; Chordata; Actinopteri; Anguilliformes; Anguillidae
Product: aminopeptidase N-like
Exons: 21
Coding region: 253-3129 (958 amino acids)
Biological process (GO): peptide catabolic process; proteolysis
Cellular component (GO): cytoplasm
Molecular function (GO): zinc ion binding; peptide binding; metalloaminopeptidase activity
Source: RefSeq, a predicted model, not a curated record
GGUUUCCAGAUGUGGGAAAGAAGUAGACAGCUGCCAUCUUAGCAAACAUAUGUCUAUUUAUGUAACUUUUUCAAAUUCUGUCCAAUACUCAGCACUGAAACGCCUGUAUCAGAUGGUCAAAGAGGGUGUGUGGGUCACACAGAACCUGACCGACUGUUCCUGGAAGCUAAAAAGAGGGAUUCUGAGUUCCAGUGGCAGUUAAAAGCCAGCAGAGCACUUUUUUUUUCUAAGGACACUUCACCUUGAUCGGACAUGUCCAAGAGUGUGUACGUCUCUAAGGCUGCAGCUGUGGCCACUGUGACGGUGGCAGCUUUGGCUCUUAUGACUGUCAUUGGAUUGGUCAUUUUCCACAAUAUCAGAACCCAAGAAUGCUUUCAUCUAUUAUCAUCAACAGUUCCGCCAACCACCACAUUUACCAGAAAUGGACAACCACCUGAUAUGAGACUACCAGGAAACCUUAUGCCAGAGAGCUACAAGAUUUACCUUCAGCCUCAUCUGGACUCUAACAUGCUUGAUCGAUACUCAUGUUUUACAGGGAAUUCUACUGUGAAAUUCAAGUGUGUGAACGCUACCAAUACCAUCUACAUCCACAGCAGGGAUCUCAAUGUGACUUUGAUAGGCGUGGUUGAUGAAAAAGGGAAGGAAAUGGCAACUCACCAGGUUCUCAUGAUGGAAGACGAGAGGGAUUUUUUCACAAUAGAGCUUGUUGACUCCUUGAAGGUCGAUGGACUGUACUACUUAAGCACUGAAUUUACAGGAGAAUGUUUUGGUGCUGGUCUCACUGUCAGCACUUACAUAACUGAAGAAAGUGAAAGAUAUGUUGCAUCAACCCAAAUGGAGCCCACAGAUGCAAGACAAGUAUUUCCCUGUUUUGAUGAACCAGCUAUGAGAGCUGUGUUUAACAUCAGUAUAAUCCACAGGAAAGGGUCUGUAGCUUUAAGCAACAUGCCACAGAAAGGACAAGUGGAAAUGGAUAUUGAUGGCGACAAGUGGCUAAUCACUGAGUUUUAUCCCACAAAGAAAAUUUCAACUUAUGUCUUAUCUUUUGUAGUGUUUAACUUUGAAUCUAAAGAGACAAACUAUGGGAGUUAUAUAUUAAAGACGUGGGCAAGGCCUGAAGUCAUAGCUGCUGGGCUUGUGGACUAUGCUCACAGUAUCACUGGGAACAUUCUGGACUUUUUUGAAGAGUAUAGUGGCAUAAAAUAUCCUUUGGGUAAACUUGAUCAGAUUGGUAUCGAAACACUUCCGGCAAGAGGUAUGGAAAACUGGGGAUUAAUCGUGUACUCGGAGAGCAUACUCACAUAUAAGGAAGGUAUCUACACCACAGCAGAGAAAGAGACGACUGCCAUAGUAGUGGCUCAUGAACUGGCACAUCAGUGGUUUGGAAACUUGGUCACAAUGAGGUGGUGGAAUGACCUAUGGCUGAAGGAGGGGUUUUCCACGUACAUGUCUUACCUUGCCAUGGAUAGAGUGGAGCCUGCCGGGAAUGUGAAAGAUCUGAUCAGUAUCAGGGAAAUCCAGGGUAUGCUUGAUUUGGAGGCUUGGCAUCCAGGACAGCACCUCACCACUAAAGAAGAAAACAUACAGAGUCCGAUUGACAUCACACGUCUGUACAGCUUCAUAAUCUACAGCAAGGGAGCAGCAGUGCUGACAAUGAUCGCAGAAUUCUUACCAGAGGGUGUCUUUCAAAGGGGGGUGCAGUCAUAUCUAAAGGCUUUCCAGUACAACAGCGCUGAAACACAAGACCUUUGGAGUCACUUACAGAUGGCAGUAGACAAUGCUAGCCUUCACCUAGCCAUAGCAGAAGUCAUGGACACCUGGACACAGCAAUCUGGCUACCCUCUGAUUACCAUCAACACCACAUCUGGAGACGUGUCACAGGAACAGUUCUGUUUCAACACGGAGAAAAAACAGAACCUUAUCUGGCAGGUUCCAAUAAAAGUGAUGAAAUCAGGCUCAGGAGAGAUUGAAUAUGAUUUGCUCACUGUGGGUGGACCAGUGUCAAAACCAAUGUAUCAGUCCAAUGGAAAUGAAUGGAUUCUGGUCAAUGUUAACUACACUGGAUAUUACAGAGUUAACUACAACCCUGAGAACUGGGAAAAACUGCUUCAACAGCUGGAAACUGAUUACCGGAAAGUACCUACCCUUAGCAGGGCUCAGCUAAUUGAUGAUGCCUUUUAUCUGUCAAGAGCAAAUUAUGUCAAUGUCACACUGGCUUUGAGGAUCACCAAGUAUCUCUUGAAAGACACAGAGUUUAUCCCAUGGGAAACUGCCAGGAAACCCCUGGAAAGCAUCAUUCUCCUGUUUGAUCGCACUGAAGUCUACGGCCCACUCAAGGCAUACAUAAUGAAGUUGGUUGGUCCAUUUUAUGACCAUUUUGAGAACUUCACCAAGAAUUCAUCCAUCCCACAUAGCCACACUGCACGACGCAACCAGAUUAAUGCAGUCAAACUUGCUUGUGCCAUUGACCAUCCAAAGUGCCAAAAGAUGGCAAGUGAUCUCUUUGACCAGUGGAGGAAAGCCCCAACCACAAAUCCGAUACACCCCAACCUGAGGCCCAUGGUGUACUGCAGUGCCAUAGCUUCAGGGGGGGAACUGGAGUGGGACUUUGCCUGGGAGAUGAUGAAAACCUCCCCCAGUGAUCAAGAAAGAAAAAGGCUGGGGAAAGCCCUGGCUUGCACCAAGCAUGUCUGGAUCCUCAACAGAUACCUGCAGUACGCUCAGAAACCAGAACAUAUGGAAGUCUUGGACAUGGUUUUGGUGCUCAGCAACAUUGCCAAGAAUGUGGUAGGGCAUUCCCUCGCUUGGGACUUUGUCAGAUCCCAGAGCUCUGACACAAGCAAAAGGGAAUUGAAGACAGUUUGGUAUCACGUAAUUGAUGAAAUGUCACAAAGAUUCUCCACUGAGUUUGAGCUACAGCAGAUAAAGGAGUUCCAGGCGCUGGGAGGUGAACGCUAUUAUGAGUCGCAGAUUUUGGAGAAAGCUUUGGAGAAAAUACAAGCUAACAUCAAGUGGGUGAAAGAAAACAUGAAGACUGUUUUCCAUUGGCUACAAAUGGAGACUGCUCAAGGAAAGAGCCUGACACGUUCCAACCCCCAGAAUGAGGAGCGGAUGCAAGUGAAAAUCUGAUCGAUGGGCAAAUGGACAAAGCCAAAAAGAUUGGGAGCUGAAGAUACAAACUGGGGAACAUAAGAGCAUGACAAAGAGAAUGGAUUAGAUUUUCCCAGCAAGGGGAGUGUCCCUCCUUGUGGGGGUGAUGCUGAUACUGAUAAAAAUGGAGAUCCUGAGAACUGGUUUUAGGACAGAUUUGGCAACAGAUGGCUUAGAUUAAACAAGGGAUAACAUUGGUAUUGUUUUUGGGGAGAUUGGCAUUUACUUAUGAUGGUAGCUAUACUCCUGUUAAUCAGGGAAGGCUGUUAGUUAAGGCCUUAUGUCCUUUCUAUGAGGAAUAUGAGAGAACAUUUCAUGUAAGAACAAUCAGCAGAGACAGUCAGUAAAUCUGUCGUUAUUUCUGUGAAACUCUAUAUAACACCAUUUACAAACAAUUAAUCCUACUUAACAAUUAAAAUAAGAUAUAAUCAAAAAUUGAAAAAAAAGACCAAAUUGAGCCUGUUUGGGAAAACCCUACUUUCCAUUCAUACUUUUGCAGUGAGACUGCAACUGGUAUUAGUAAAUCUAUCUUUUGGCAACACUGACACCUGGUGAACAACUAGCAAAACUUUAAGAAAAUUUUUUUUUUAAUUAAGCCCUUAAUCUGUGGACAAAUGAUAAUGCCAGAUGUGUUCAUGUAUCUGUUUGUGCAUCUGUCACCACAUGGAAUGAAUUCCAAAGGGAGAAACCUGUAAUGACCUUUUUUUAGUUCUGUGGCUCUCAGACAAGCAAUAGCGACUUGUUUAAUCCAGAAGGGUCUUUUUUCUUUCGGGGGACUCCGUGUCAGAAGGUGAUUUAAUUAUGACAUUAUGUACCUGAUCGUGCUAAUGAAAAAAAAAAUCUGUGUUCUUUAUGAAACCUAAUUAAUUCUGCUUAAAACAGUCAGGUGAAGUCCAAAGACCCAUUUCAUUCUUGUAUUGUGUUUAUAUGGAAAGUGGUUGUAAACACCAUGGUGUCUGAAGCUGAUUAUGCCUUCAGCUUGCACAAUGUCUCCCUCUGUUCUCUGAAGUGAAUACAUAGGCCUGGAAUGAAUCCAAUCAAACUUCUGUCCAAUUUACAAAAAAAUGUCAGUUUUGGGAAUGUAGUCACAGUUUGUGUCACAGCACCCAUUGUGCAGACUUAUGAGAGAAGAACAACAUUUUCAGUUUGGUAUUUUCUAUUAUUUUUUUCACUGGAUAAUAGAAAACAUGUGGGGAGGUUAGAGUUCAACCAGGAAAUGAGUAUAUUUCUCCAUGAGGAUCAGAAAGCAGCAUUCUUCUCUUCCAGAUCUUUUUCUUUCUUGGAGUUUCUUGUAAGUUGCAUGCUUUCAACAGUACCUUCAGAAAGUAUUCAUGUAACCCCCCCCCCCUCCUUUUUUCACACUUAUUUCCAGUUAUACCUCCAAUAUUUUAAUGCAUUUAUAUAUCUCCCCCUUCACCAACACCAAUAAAUUCAACACAUUUUGAUGAAAAAUAAAUUCAACAUGUUUUCAGGUGAUUGGUAGUAAUUACAGCUUUUAUCUGGUAUGUCUGUGUGAUAUUUGCAUAUUUAGAAUUAGGAAGUUUUGUCCACUCCAAGUUUUGAUGUAAAUGUGCUAGUAAUUGGGAAGCAAUUUUCAGGUCAUACCAGCCAUUCCUUCGUAGUUUUUGUGAUGUGUUUUGAGCCAUUGUUCUGUUUGAACAUUAAUCUUUGCCAUAAUGGCAGAUGAAGUAUGCAAGCGAGGAUUUAAGUGUCUCAUAUUUCAUAUGUUUUUGAUAAGGAUGAAUGUUUGUAACAGUUUAACAGCUAAUAAACAUUUGUUACAGUUUGACAGAUAA